UUUUGCUGUCCGUCCUUGACGCAUGGCUUGCUGGGAAAUUGGUUGGUACAGGUAGCAGCGAGCGGAGCGGAGAAGGUGUAUUUUGAUCCAACGAAUUACUUGUGACUGUUAAGCCCUCUACGCGUUGAAACGCUCGCUUGCCCGUCGAUCGCUCAUUCUCGAGGUGAAUAUGUAUAGUGUGUGAAAGUGUUCGAUCCUUGCAAGCGGUAGCUAGGAUUACAAGAUAGCGGAACUGCUACACUGGGCAGAUCUGGGCCCUGUUAAAUCACCUGCCGUGCACGCAUUAUUUGGCCAAAAAGAUAAGAAUUCAUCAGUAGCGGCGCACGGAAAAGCUUCCCACGUUUGGAUGCUACAUAAGAGCUUAGUUUGAUCUGGGCCUCCCUCGCCCACCUCUAAUAGAAGAAAAGGACAUAGCGAGCGAAAGAAAAACCAACACCAAAGCCACGAAAAUGUCAUCACCGAGCGCUGGGAAGCGUCGUAUGGAUACGGACGUCAUCAAGCUGAUCGAGAGCAAGCACGAGGUAACGAUCCUGGGCGGGCUAAACGAGUUCUGCGUAAAGUUCUUCGGUCCCCGAGGGACACCGUACGAGGGCGGCGUGUGGAAGGUGCGCGUCCAUCUGCCCGAGCACUACCCGUUCAAGUCACCGAGCAUCGGCUUUAUCAACAAAAUCUACCAUCCCAACAUUGAUGAGGUAUCGGGGACGGUUUGCCUCGACGUGAUCAACCAGGCCUGGACGGCGCUGUAUGAUCUGUCCAACAUCUUCGAAUCGUUCCUGCCACAGUUGCUCACCUACCCGAAUCCGGUGGAUCCCUUGAACGGUGACGCAGCCGCCAUGUAUCUUCACAAGCCGGAGGAGUACCGAAAGAAGGUGGCCGACUACGUACGGCGGUACGCGACUGAGGAGGCGUUACGGGAGCAGGAACCGCCAGAGAGCUCCGACAGUGAGAGCAGCAUGUCCGAUUUCAGCGAGGACGAGGCACAGGACAUGGAGUUAUAACAACGGCUAACCGUACUUCCAACAGCAGCAGAGCAGGAAAGGAUCGCUCAUAGCUACCAUCGUAGUGGCGUGGUAGCGGCAGUACAGAAACAGCAGCAUCGGGUAGGCGAACUCACUUUGAUGUUGAGGUUAUCUUCGGUGGUUUUAGUAUGUACUACUGGCAGAAGACAGUGUUAGGUAUACCGGAUUGGUCCUUCGCACGCUGCAUGGACAUGUUUCAUAAAGCCCCUCAUAGACGUUCGUUUCAUCCAGCAUACUCGGAACACAUAAAUGUUCAGUUCGCUCAGUAGAACAAAAUAUGAAGCAAAAAAAGACCAAAUCCAUGAACGUGCCGAUUUUUGUGAAUGGGCUUACAAACGAUCACACGAACAACCAAAGUCUGAGGGAUGAAAUGAACGAUUAGAGGGAGGUUAAAGGGUGGAAUUUUGUUUUUUUUUUCUAGCGAGACGUACAGUUGAAGCAUGCACAAAGGAUCUAGAAGCAACGAGCGAAGAAAUAACAUGAAGCAGGUAUAAAUUCGCAGUAGCAUGAGAGGAGAUAAAUACGGCCCGCUUUAACAUGUUAAUGACACAGGCAGUUAGAGACAAAACGAAACGAAUAAUAUUGAUUUACGAAUAGGGAGUUCUCGAUCAUUACUUAGUACUGCGCGAUGUCGAUUCGGUUCACAUGCGCAGAACUUUUAUUUUUUUCAGUUUUAUACUCUUCUGCAGCUUUUUUUUUAAAGGAAUGAAAGAAAAAGAAUUGUCAACUCGAUUUUGAUUGAUUUAUGGUCGUUUCGUAAAGUAAUCUUGUAUAGCGUAUACCAGUAUCCACCAGCGCGGCGUUGCGAAUCCCUCCUCCUCUAAAGCGCAUUGUUCGGUUGUUAAGCGCAUUCGAUUUUAUUUUCUGAUUUGUCCGUUGAAAUUAUGAAUUAAGUUUACCACGAGAAGAGAGUAUGAGAAGAAUUCACUGUUUUAGGCAAUUAAGGACUUUAUUUUUUACUUAUUUCAACGGUGUGCUAAUAUUACUGCGAAUCUAAUGCAACCAGAUGCAUUACAUACAUUUUUUGGAUCGUUGUUGGCGGAUAUGUCUUUUUUUCUCUUUUUCAUUCACUUAUAACUUUUCCGAGCAACCGUUAAGAGAUAAGUCUAAAAUGAAUGUCGAAGAAAGCAUCCUUUUGCGACGAGACAGGUGUGCCUCCACGAGAAUUUUUUCUUCACAACCUCUUUUCAUCGAACCAAGAGUACGAUAGUAGCAACCUGAAGGUAAUGGAUACGUUCUUGAAAGUUUUCCUCUUUACACUAGAAAGAUUAUUAGUUGGAAAGUUCACGUUUUGGAAAAAGGUUUGAAAUAGGCAGGAGUAGGAUAUAAUCAUAUAUCUGUGUAGGGUAAGCAAAAGCAAUAUCAGUCAGGAAUAAUAUUGAGAACUAAAAAUUAAUUAAAUACAAAAACUAAGGGAAAUGAUAAUCAGCGUUCUCUUACUUAUUCGGUGCAGCAUCGAGCGAUCUUCACCUGCUGAGGCAGAACCUUCCAUCGUUCGUCCCCAAAUUUGUCAUCCCAAUCCUUUGAGAAGCAAGCAAUUCGAAUGUUUUGUUAACUGCUUCUUCACUCUUUUCAUAGCACAUGUUUACUUCCCAUUUGUGGAAACAAAAUUGGUAUUAACACUCCUUGUAAUAGCAAAACCUUGUUUGUUGAUCACAUUUUGUUGAAAAGGCAAAUGAUUUUAGUUCAAGGUGCAGGAAGUCCAUAUGAUUCACGGUUUGAAUCCAUAAAUCCGUAAUUCAACCGAUGUAGAAACAUGCGACAUUUAUUAUGUCGC
This is a messenger RNA of Anopheles aquasalis, 2796 nucleotides long. Its product is annotated as ubiquitin-conjugating enzyme E2 H-like. NCBI's taxonomy places the organism in Eukaryota, Metazoa, Arthropoda, Insecta, Diptera, Culicidae. The record is from RefSeq and is a predicted model, not a curated record.